Rhodofomes roseus is the source of this 881-nucleotide messenger RNA. RefSeq lists its product as uncharacterized. NCBI's taxonomy places the organism in Eukaryota, Fungi, Basidiomycota, Agaricomycetes, Polyporales, Fomitopsidaceae. The transcript is spliced from 4 exons. Bases 65 to 412 code for a protein of 115 amino acids. The record is from RefSeq and is a predicted model, not a curated record.
UGUCUGCCAGCCCGAGCCCGCCACCACCCCAAACGCGCCCGGAAAUUCCCAUAACCGACUUAUCAUGUCGAAAAUGCAGAAAUCCUCCUCCUCCUCCUCCUCCUCGUCCUCGAGCUCCUCAACACCACCACAGCUCGUCGCACUACCAUCACUAUCCUGCCAGCUCUCGUCCUUGCCCCAGGCCAGGAGCAUGGACCACCUAUCGCUGCACCACAACUCCAUGUCAUCCCAACGAGCCGCGGAGAGUGAGGCGAAGCUCGUCAAAGUCCUCUCUAAGACGUCUGGAUCGCAUCCGGUCCCGUUCUCGCAGGGAUAUUCAGCCUCGCCGUCAAUGGCGCACGGCUCCUACUCACCAAACAACAACUCGCCUCCGCUGAUGAUGCGAAAACCUGUCAAAAAAAUCUCCGCGUGAGGUCCGCCGUCGGCUACACCGAAACCACGCUCUAUAGACGUUCCCGACUGUGUCGCUCGCGCUGUCGCGCUCUUUCGCUCGUCCAUCUCUCUCCGUCUCGCCUCUCGCAUGGGACUUUGCAGCACCUACGUAUUUGUAGCUGUGCGCCGACGCUUCGUCACGACUCGACCAAAAGCUCUCGCUCGUACAUCUGAUCCUCGCUCUCCGCCACUAGACGUCCGCGAUCCCCUCGUGCCUACUGUUACCGCUACCAUUAUAUCCUCUCGCACCGCAUGAUAUCCGCGCAUCCUUUCUUGCAACAUCUCGCAUCCUCCUCUACCGCACAUCCUCGCACAUCCUGGGGCUUUUGGGGUCCAGUCAUUAUCAGUCGCAUCUUGUGUCUCUAUACAGCUACUGUGGAAUAUAUUAGUCGGCCUGCUGUACCUCUGCAUACUGGUACAAAUACACAGGGCACACAUUCACGUCGUGA